AACACCAUGAAGACCAGACUAGGCUGCCUGUCUAACAAGUCGGACUCCUACAGUGACUUCUCCGAGUUCCUGCCUCCUGCCCAUGAAACCACCGCCAGGUGUCUGAAACUAUCAACGGAUGAGGUUGUUCGAUGGUCAGAAUCCUUUGAUCAUCUCCUCUCUCACAAAUAUGGCCUGGCUGCCUUCCGGACAUUUCUCAAGACCGAGUUCAGUGACGAGAAUAUCGAGUUUUGGAUGGCCUGCGAAGAGUACAAAAAAAUCAAGAGCUCAACCAAGCUUGUAUCAAAGGCAAACAAGAUCUUUAAGGAGUUCAUUGAUAUUCAGGCACCAAGAGAGGUAAACAUUGACUAUCGCACUAGAGAAAAGACUAAGCAGAGCCUGGAGGAUCCGUCCCCAACCAGCCUCAACGAAGUCCAAGCUAAAGUCUACAGCCUCAUGGAGAAAGACUCCUACCCACGAUUCCUUAGGUCCAAGAUGUAUCAGGAUAUGGUCAACAGGGCGCAUGCACAAGGCCAGCGGAGGUCUGUUUGACAGAGUCUGAAGACCACAGAGGACAUAAAACUGGACCUAUACUGUAAAUCCUUCAUUAACCCUUUGACAUCUCUGAAUACUGUGAAUCAGAAAGGAUGGGGCGACAUGCUUGACUGUUUCCUUUGUCUACACCAGCUCCAUGCAUGAAAUCCCUCUAGAAAAGACAUGUGUUGGUGGAUUCCACUGUACAGUACAUAGAGGGAGAUUGGAUGAGGAUAAGUCAAUUGUUUUACCUCUACAUGGUUGAGGGUGAUAUAUUAUCACAAUAAAAAUGACCAUAUCAUGUAAUAACCAUAUUUAUCACAAUAUACACCAUUUCUGCUGCUUUUUCUUUGAGAUGCAUCAGAUAAAAUCAGACAGUCACUGUGUCCUUGAAAUGAACUGGUUGAACAAAAAAGACAUUUAAUUAAACUAGAACGAUUAAAUAUAGCGAGAAACAACCAGUUCUUGAUCUAGUAAAACCAUUUUUUGUAAUUUAAAAACAGAUAUUUUACAUAUAUAAGUGUCGCUGUCGGGAUGCUCACCUUUUUAAUCUCUAGCUAAACUUUGGGAAACUCGAUUGACAUUAUUUCUCCGUACUAUUUUUGAAUCGGCCAUCACUGUUCAUACUUUACUAAACCACACUAUUCCAUAGAAGUAUAAUUGGCUGCCGAAAAGGGUAAUAAUGUUAACUGAUGAACAAGGGUAUUGGACCAAAGGUACUGAGAUGAUUUUAUUCCAUCAUCAAGAAAGAAAUAUAUUGAGAUAAAUAUCAUUAUCCUUCUAUUGCCCAGCGCUAGCUCUACUUAACUUCUGUACUUUGUGAAAUAGACACUGUCGUAUGCAGGUGACUAUACAUGUUGUGGUAGUUUGUGUUUACAACAAAGAAAGUGAGUGAACACUUUAUAUCUGAAACUGUGCCAAACUAGAUUGCACUUACAGUAUUUAGCUACAUAACCCUGUGUGUUGUAAACUCUUGCAGGUAUAUGUGACAUUAGAUGUGGAGUAUAAUGAAGGGUUGGGUUUAUUUUUGCUUUGAAUUCACGCUCUUUAGAAGGUGGAAGAAGGACUGUGCUGUAAUCCCUGUUGAACUUGUUCUGUAUCCCACAUAAAGCACAUCCUAUUGGACCAAUCCUGUGUGGCUGACCUGGAUUCUGUAGUGAAUUAUGAUUAUUCAUAUAGUCAAGGUUUGAUUAAAGCCAUGUCAUUGAACUGUCAAUUUCUUUGGGCUUCUACUGGUCAAUAUUGGCUUUAAAAAAAGUUUGACAAAAUGGGUCCUUAUUUGUAUGAUGUUUGGUCAUGAAAUAUCUUGACAAAAUAGAAAUGUAUAAUUCUAUUAAGUACUUGAGUGUUUUAUUUAACUGAAUAUUAAACCCUGGUCUCCCAAUCCUGCAAGUAGUGAACUAUAAGAAACCCCAAUCCCCCCAUAGAAUCUGUUUUGGGUUGAAAAACGUGAUUUCUUAAAUUAUUUUCAGCAUGAAUGCAACACUAAAAUAACUAUUUAGAUAUUCUUGUACAGUAUGUUAUGAAAAUGACUGCAAAAUAAAGUACUUAAAUCUAGAAUAUGUCAGUAACAUGUCAAAUGUGUUUUGAAAUGUGCUCCCUCGGCAUAUGCACUCCCUUUUUUAAAUAAGGUGAUUGAGAAGAUUUCUUGAGUAUUUUGGGAGGGACAAAGAUUUUCUUUAUUGCAUGUGUACUGUAUAGGCCACCCUGUUGGAAAUACAACAAAGCUGGCUGAACAACAUAUCACCCUAUACUGUAUGUUACUGUGUUCCACAUGAAUGUAACC
Messenger RNA from Morone saxatilis (striped sea-bass), 2299 nucleotides. RefSeq names its product regulator of G-protein signaling 8-like. The coding region runs from base 7 to 531 and encodes 174 amino acids. The transcript has 4 exons. Lineage: Eukaryota; Metazoa; Chordata; Actinopteri; Moronidae. The record is from RefSeq and is a predicted model, not a curated record.